AUGUUAACUGCUAACAAUUACAAACGGAAGAGACCAAGACUCUCUUCCACACAAAUGGUAUCCAAAAGUUCUGAAGGGCCGUCCCAUAGUGUAUACAAGAAGAACCAUCAACAAUACUCUACUGGGUCGUCUUAUACUGACCAAGAAGUCAUCAAUCUUGAUUCGGAUGCUGAGGAUUACAUUUUCAAAGACAGUGACAUGAUUGACGACUAUUUGGGUCUCGAUGACGCCGAUAUGAACUUGAUGAAUGGUACUGACAGCGAAUCUGGUUUGAUCAGCAGGGACAGUUCACGUCCCAGAAAUUCUUUUGCCUCAUACUAUAACACGAACGAUAUCAAGAUCGCUAGCCUAAAAUUAUCUGGUCCUUCAACGUCAAGUGGUCCCAGAAUCAAGAAAAAGAGAACCAAGUCGCUUCCUCAACUGUCGUAUUCCAAGCUGAAUUAUCAGCCCAAUUUCGAUAAGAAAUCAGUCCAGGAGAAAAUCGGUGAUGUGAAGACCACGUUGAUACAGCACCAAUUCACAAAUUACACUUAUAACACUCCAAAGUCUGUGAAUAGAAAGCUGUCAUUCAAUGCGGAUGCUCCGUUGAAUUUAAGUACAUUCAACCAACAUAGCAGCAAUUCAUCGUCCGACUCAUACGAUUCCGCGAAUACUUCGGCAACAUCGAUUGAGGAUACGCCUUGUGAUGACAAGGAUGGUCAUUACAUUAUAGUACCAGGCGCAUCGUUUGCUAAUGAUCGAUUUCAAAUCCAAUCAUUACUUGGCCAAGGUACAUUCGGUAAGGUUAUCAAAGCUCACGACAAAUACAAUAAUUGUCCAGUGGCGAUCAAGAUAAUACGCGCCAUUCCCAAAUACAGAGAAGCCUCAAAGGUCGAACUGCGAGUACUCACGAUGCUGAAGAAGCAUGAUCCGGAAAAUGAGAACCAGUGUAUUCAUCUGAGGGAAUGUUUCGACUACAGAGGUCACAUUUGCAUUGUCACUGAUAUCCUCAAGAUAUCUCUUUAUGACUUUCUGGAACGAAACCAAUUUCUACCUUUCCCUGGCUCUCACAUACAGGCUGUCGCGAAGCAGUUAUUGAGAUCGGUUGCAUUUUUGCAUGAUCUAAAUUUGAUCCACACCGAUCUCAAACCGGAAAACAUAUUGUUGAAAGACGAUUCGUAUACGAGGAAACCAUAUUUGAAGCCAAAUGGAACCUCAAGUUCUUUAACUUAUAGAAACAUCCUGAAUGACCCAAAGAUCUACACAAUUGAUUUCGGAUCUGCCAUAUUUGAAGAUGAAUAUCAUUCAUCCGUGGUGUCAACGCGACACUAUCGUGCACCCGAAAUCAUUCUGGGGAUAGGAUGGUCAUAUCCUUGCGAUCUCUGGUCUGUGGCUUGUAUCUUGGUGGAGCUAGUGACUGGGGAUGCUCUAUUCAAAACUCACGAAAAUGCCCAACAUUUGGCAAUGAUGGAGCGCACUCUUGGAGAACCUGUGGAUUUGAAACUCGUGAGGAAAUGUUUCAGCCAAUAUUACUACAACUCUUCCUCGCGUCGGAAGUCAAUGUCCAACUCUGAUUGUAUCGCAAAUUGUUUCUCGAAGACUACAGGAAAACUUCUGUUUCCAACACCGCAAACUUCUAUGAAGUUGAUUGACGAAGUUGAAAGGCUCCCAACGCUUGCUGAUCUGAUUGGCUCAAAGGUUGGUCUCCCGUUUGAUAUGAAGUCGUCUUUGAAGGAGUCAAUUGCAAAGUACAACAUUUCGAAGAAACAGUAUGACGAGUAUGAAUUUUGGUACUGGUUUAUUGACUUGCUCAAACAGCUGUUCACCUUCGAUCCGGAGAAACGUAUUACUGCAAUGGAUGCUCUUAACCAUAAGUGGUUCGAUUACGGUAUUUUGGAUGAUGGCACUUGUUCAUGA
Molecule: messenger RNA, 1896 nt
Organism: Ogataea parapolymorpha DL-1
Lineage: Eukaryota; Fungi; Ascomycota; Pichiomycetes; Pichiales; Pichiaceae
Exons: 1
Coding region: 1-1896 (631 amino acids)
Biological process (GO): protein phosphorylation
Cellular component (GO): nucleus
Molecular function (GO): protein kinase activity; ATP binding
Source: RefSeq, a predicted model, not a curated record